Messenger RNA from Eremothecium gossypii ATCC 10895, 1320 nucleotides. RefSeq names its product inositol phosphorylceramide synthase (gene AUR1). Gene Ontology annotation, molecular function: inositol phosphoceramide synthase activity. Bases 1 to 1320 code for a protein of 439 amino acids. Gene Ontology annotation, cellular component: inositol phosphoceramide synthase complex. NCBI's taxonomy places the organism in Eukaryota, Fungi, Ascomycota, Saccharomycetes, Saccharomycetales, Saccharomycetaceae. The record is from RefSeq and is marked provisional. The transcript has a single exon. Gene Ontology annotation, biological process: sphingolipid biosynthetic process; inositol phosphoceramide metabolic process.
AUGAAAACGGUUGUCUUGACUGCCCAGCAGGCGGAUACUGUGGAUAGCAGAAUGCCGAACUGGUUUGAGAGAGUAUUUUUAGCACAGAAACCGCCAGGCUCCCGCCUUGCCAACCUCGAGACGAGUUUUGAUGCGAAUCUAUCAAUAAAGAGGCUGAAGAACCACCAAUUCACGCUGAAAGAGGUCUGCCACUAUGGGUUUCUAGGGGCGGUACUUUUCUUCGUCUUCAUAGCGAAUCCCGCACCAUGGCUCCUGAAGGGCUGUGUGAGCAUGCUAUUCCUUGCAUUGUUUCUGAUGCCUGCUACCGGCCAGUUUUUCUUCCAUGCUCUUCCGAUAUUCACAUGGCUAGCGCUAUAUUUUACCUCUGCAUCUUUCGGCUCCACCUAUAGGCCUCCGAUCACCGUGAAGGUUCUCCCUGCCAUUGAAACCAUAAUGUACGGUGACAAUUUGAGCGACGUGUUGGCAGCGUCGACGAACAAGUGCUUGGAUAUCCUCGCGUGGCUUCCCUACGGUAUCCUUCACUUCGGGGCCCCGUUUGUGGUUGCCGCAAUACUCUUUAUCUUUGCACCUCCGACCACCCUUAGAGGGUAUGCAUUUGCCUUUGGUUACAUCAACCUAUUCGGUGUGAUAAUCCAGAACUUCUUCCCUGCGGCGCCUCCAUGGUACAAGAAUCUCUAUGGUUUGUCCGCUGCACACUACGGUAUGAAGGGCUCGCCUGGCGGCCUAAGCCGUAUCGAUGAGUACUUGGGCAUUGAUCUAUACACAACUGCGUUUUCGAACUCUGCUGUUAUCUUUGGUGCAUUUCCAUCUCUACAUUCAGGCUGUGCAACUAUGGAGGCGCUUUUCUUGGCACAUGUGUUCCCACGCUUGCGGCUACUGUUCGUCUUUUACGUCUGUUGGCUAUGGUGGUCUACCAUGUACCUUACUCACCAUUACUUUGUUGACCUAAUGGCAGGCUCAAUUUUGUCGUACGUUAUUUUUCAGUACACCAAGUAUUGCCACUUGCCUAUCGUGCAUCCAGAGUAUUUUACCAGAUGGUCCUAUGCCGAAAUCAAGACGUUUGACAUCAUCCAGUCUGAUCCAUUAUACCACGAUUCUAGUGAUGUCGAAGCGUUGCCUCUAGCACCCCUGGAUACAGAUUUUAACUUCACGUUUGAGAUGAGCUCUGUGGAUGAAGUUGCGACGCCGACACCGUCGAUAUUUGAUGAAGGAGCACCGGGGUCAGCCUCAAGAUCUUCUGCGAACUCCAUUGAAGUGCCUGAUGCUGAACCGUUCAGGGCUAAUUUUGUGAACAAAAUGUACAGGCAACGUUAUGAUUAA